AAAGUCAUAUCAGAUGAACUGAAAAUGAUUCUAAUGAAUGGCUUUGCAUGGGGAGAAACAACACUCAAUGUAAGAUUGAGAUGCAUUACCUGUGAUGCACCACCAAAAGCCAUGCUGAAGUGCAUCAAACAAUUCUCAGGUUACUAUGGAUGUGACAAAUGCACCCAAAAAGGCAACUGGGAGGGACGCAUCACUUACCAACAAGUGCAUGACCUCACUUUGAGGAACGAUGUCUCAUUUAGAGAGCAACACCAGCCAGAACAUCAUCACGAAAAUGCUGUGUCCCCUUUCAGCAAUCUCCAAAUUGACAUGAUCAAGUCUUUCCCUGCUGACUACAUGCACCAGUGCUGCCUGGGAGUGAUGAGAAAAAUGCUCCUACUAUGGUCACAGGGCAAGUCGGGGCAUCGGCUAUCGCCGGCUCAGCUGAGGGAGGUCAAUCAGAGGCUAAGGAACUUGAGAAAUGACGUACCCCAUAUUUUUGCCAGGAAGCCACGUAGUCUGGAGGAAUUGGAGAGGUGGAAGGCCACUGAAUUCAGGCAGUUUAUGCUCUACACUGGGAAAGUUGUUCUCCGGGGAAUCCUGCCAGAAACCCUGUACAGUCAUUUCAUGGCCUUUAGUGUGGCUUUGUGUAUACUAGUGUCUCCACAUUUAACACAAACCCACAAUGUGUAUGCCCAUGAGCUCCUCACAUAUUUUGUAGAACAAGGCCGGCAUAUAUAUGGGACAGAAUUCUUAGUGUACAAUGUGCACUCACUGCUUCACCUCACUGCUGAUGCCACCACAUAUGGAUCAUUAGACAAAUGCAGUGCCUUUGCGUUUGAGAGCUACAUGCACCAGCUGAAGAAGAUGGUUAGAUCAGGAAACCAUGUUCUAGUCCAAGCAGCAAAACGGCUCCAAGAACGUUCACAGAUUCCUAUACAAACAAGUGAAGAGAAACCAAUACAAUUGAAACAUCCUAAUAAUGUUUACAUUGUUAGCCCAACAUCCUGCUGUGAAGUUCUGGAGAGGACCAACUCCGGAAAGCUCUUAUGUAGAGUCUUCUCGCACUUAACGUCGUACCUUUACGAGCCAUGUGACUCGAUGAUCUAUGGAGCCUAUGUAUGUGGUCCAUCAAAGAUGGAGAUCCUGGACAAGACAAACUUGCAAGGAAGGGCAAUGAUCCUUGAGGACGGGCAUGGCCGCAAAGUUUUCUUUUCUCUCCUUCAUGACCUUGAUUAAUAAGUGCAUUGCCAGCUGACGGGAAGAAGCUAUUUUGUGUGAAAUACAGUACAAACAGAUUUCUAAUGAAAAUCCUAUUUUAAAAAUGUUUUGAAUUUGGUUGGAGUGUUUUAUAUUGUGUGAGUUGUAGGUUGGUAUUUUUUGUCAUGGCAUUUUGUGUAAAAUUCCUUGUGAAAGUACUCAACUCCCCUGAACUGAGUUUAUCCCAUGCUUUCAAUGUCUGUUUUUAGACAAACCACCUCCUGACAUCACAGCUCACUCACCUGAGGAAGAUGAGCCAUCCCUGCCAAAUCUUUCUGCUAAUAAUACUUUUCAUGAUACAGUUUUUGAGCCUGAUGGGAGGUAGCAACAUUGGAGACGCUGUAAGGAGAAUCCUUCGAAAAAUAGCCACCAAUGAGGCCUGGUCAAAUUACAGCCUUAAAGGCCGAAAAGGAAAACUGACCUUCAUUGGGACAGCCCUCCACCAUAUUGUUUUAAGUGCUUGUGCCAAACAAUUUCCGGAACACACAGAAAAGGAAAUUGAUACAUGUAUAGGGGAAACCCUCAAACAUGCACCUCACCGUGCCAAGUUGGUUGCGACACCUGCAGCGGAAGAACAAUUUCGGGCACCUCCUGAAGAUGGAGACAGUGACUGAUACACACACACACACACACACACACACACACACACACACACACGCACACACACACCACACACACACACACACACACAGUAUAUAUUUAAUAUAAAUAAUUGUUUUUUUUAUUUGUUGUUCACCAUUUACGCAACAUAAAAUUUAUAUAAAUAUGUGUUUUUGUUGUUAUUACUGUUUCUUAAUAUUUGUGUGUGUAUAAUAUAUAUAUAUAAUUUAUGUAAUAUAUAAUUUAUUUAUAAUCUGUUUUUGUUCACACAAAAUAAAUGACUGAUUUAUCUUUGAAUGUAUUAAACGUGCAUGCUUAUUCCUGAUUAAAGUUCUGAAAGAACAAGUGUUUUUUGCAGUAAAAUUUUAGUUUGGUUCCCUACAGGUCCUUGAGACCAGUGGGGACGUUCUGAAAACGUUCACAUAACGUCCUGAAUGUUCUGUGAAGGUCCUCAAAAUAACGUC
Carassius gibelio (silver crucian carp) is the source of this 2303-nucleotide messenger RNA. RefSeq lists its product as uncharacterized. The transcript has 4 exons. Lineage: Eukaryota; Metazoa; Chordata; Actinopteri; Cypriniformes; Cyprinidae. The record is from RefSeq and is a predicted model, not a curated record. The coding region runs from base 25 to 1218 and encodes 397 amino acids.